AUGGCGGGCCAGCACCGCGCCGGGAGCCACACGCCGGAGGGCAGCGCCCUGCGCGGCAGAGCGCCCAGCCGGCAGCCGCUCAGGCAGCAUUUCAAGGGCGGCAUCGCGGAUCUGCGGAGGUUGGGUUCGGGAGUGUCGCGCGCCCACUCCACGCCAGAGCUGCGCGCCGUUGCUGGCGGCCUGGCGGUGAAGGACGAGAGCAGCCAGGAGACGCUCAGCUUUUCGUGGCCGCAGCUGGCGUCCGUGCCGGUCGAAGAGACAGAACGGGAGGCGCGCGGGCACCACCCGUCCCAGGGUUGGCGCUGGAUGCCGCACCACCUGUCCAAGGACGCGCUGUGGAAAAAGAUCAGGGAGGAGGCGGCGGAGGACGCUGUGGCGGAGCCGACGCUGGCGAGCACCCUGCACAGCACCGUGCUCGUGCACCAGAGCUUGGAGAAGACGAUGGCGUUCGUCAUCGCGAACAAGCUGGCGUCCUCCACGCUGCUGGGAACGCACCUGAUGCGGCUGUGCCUGGACGCGUUCGAGGAUGACCCGGCCAUCAUAGAUGCCUGCAAUGCCGAUUUGCAGGCGGUGAUUGAUCGCGAUCCUGCAUGUGACAAGUACACACAGUGCAUGUUGUACUUCAAGGGCUAUCAAGCUGUGCAGAGCCACCGAAUUGCCCACUGGCUGUGGCAAAAAGGCAGAAAGGCGCUUGCAAUGGCACUGCAGAGUCGUGUGUCUGAAGUCUUCCAUGUUGACAUCCAUCCUGCUGUGAGCAUUGGGCGAGGGAUCCUGAUGGACCAUGCGACUGGGAUCGUGAUGGGGGAAACGUCUAUCAUUGGUGACAAUGUCAGCAUGCUGCACCACGUCACAUUGGGUGGCAGCGGAACUGGAAAGGGAACCCGGCAUCCUCAGAUAGGGCAUGGAGUCCUGCUGGGGGCGGGCGCUACUGUCCUGGGGCCCGUUCACGUUGGAGAGGGCACAAAAAUCGGCGCCGGCACUGUCGUGGUGGCAGAUGUGCCAAGCCACUCUGUGGCUGUGGGGGUGCCAGCAAGGAUUAUCAAGUCGAACAAGAAGCCCGAGCCGUGCCAAAGCAUGGACCAAUGCAGCGGCUUCAAAAACUAUCAGAUAUGA
Ostreobium quekettii is the source of this 1113-nucleotide messenger RNA. The record is from the annotation of a GenBank genome assembly. NCBI's taxonomy places the organism in Eukaryota, Viridiplantae, Chlorophyta, Ulvophyceae, Bryopsidales, Ostreobiaceae.